This is a messenger RNA of Entrophospora sp. SA101, 861 nucleotides long. The record is from the annotation of a GenBank genome assembly. Lineage: Eukaryota; Fungi; Glomeromycota; Glomeromycetes; Entrophosporales; Entrophosporaceae.
AUGAUUUACAUCUACAAAUUUAGAGAACAUCCAAAUUUGACUGGACAAUUUCCAAUAUGUUCAACAUCCGAUCAAUUUCCGAAAAUUGAAAAAUUAGGAGAAGGAACUUAUGGUAUUGUAUAUAAGGCACAAAAUAGAGAAACGAACGAUGUGGUUGCAUUAAAACGUAUAAGGCUAGACAAUGAAGAGGAAGGCGUGCCAUGUACAGCGAUACGUGAAAUAUCAUUAUUAAAAGAAUUAAAGCAUCCUAAUAUAGUAAGGCUUUAUGAUGUUUUACAUACAGAAAAAAAAUUAACACUGGUAUUUGAAUAUUUGGAUUCCGAUUUAAAAAAAUUUCUGGAUAACUAUGCUGGUGAUUUAGAAAUUGUCACAAUCAAGCAAUUAAUGUAUCAACUUCUUAAAGGAAUCGCAUUUUGUCAUGAACAUCGAGUUUUACAUAGGGUGGGUGAAUUGAAAUUAGCGGAUUUUGGUUUAGCACGUGCUUUUGGAAUUCCAGUUCGAAGUUAUUCUCACGAGGUUGUGACAUUAUGGUAUAGAGCACCAGAUGUAUUAAUGGGUUCCAGACAAUAUUCAACAUCUAUCGAUGUAUGGUCGGCUGGUUGUAUAUUUGCUGGAACUCCAACAGAAGAAACAUGGCCGAGAGUUUCACAAUUACCAGAGUACAAGAGUGAUUUUCCGAUUUAUCCUCAAAUGUCACUAGAUUCACAUUUACCUAAACUUGACAAUUUGGGACUUGAUUUAUUAAGUCAAUUGAUUGAAUAUGUACCUGAAAACCGUAUUAGUGCCGAGGAUGCACUACAUCAUACAUAUUUUGAGGAAAUUCGUAGAAAGGAUCUGCUUCAGUCACAAUCACAACCAUAA